This is a messenger RNA of Protobothrops mucrosquamatus (brown spotted pit viper), 2289 nucleotides long. RefSeq names its product tubulin polyglutamylase TTLL13-like. Gene Ontology annotation, cellular component: cilium. Lineage: Eukaryota; Metazoa; Chordata; Lepidosauria; Squamata; Viperidae. Gene Ontology annotation, molecular function: tubulin binding; tubulin-glutamic acid ligase activity. Gene Ontology annotation, biological process: protein polyglutamylation; microtubule cytoskeleton organization. The record is from RefSeq and is a predicted model, not a curated record. Bases 16 to 2223 code for a protein of 735 amino acids. The transcript is spliced from 13 exons.
UCACUGGAGCGUGUCAUGGAAAUGAAGAGGUUUCAGAAAAUCAACCAUUUUCCUGGCAUGGCUGAGAUCUGCCGCAAGGACCUGCUGGCCCGCAACCUCAACCGGAUGCUGAGGCUGUUUCCCAAGGAGUACUGCAUCUUCCCUCGCACUUGGUGCUUGCCAGCUGACUAUGGGGACUUCCAAGCCUACGGACGAAUGAGGAAAAACAGGACGUACAUUUGCAAGCCAGACAGUGGCUGCCAGGGGCGGGGCAUCUUCAUUACCCGGAACCCCAAGGAAAUAAAGCAUGGCGAGCACAUGAUCUGCCAGCAGUAUAUUACUAAGCCCUUCCUCCUCGAUGGCUUUAAGUUUGACAUGCGUAUUUAUGUCUUGGUCACCUCCUGCGACCCCCUGAAGAUCUUUAUCUAUGAGGAGGGGCUGGCGCGCUUUGCCACCAUGAGGUACAUCGAGCCCAACAGCAACAACCUGGAUGACAUCUGUAUGCACUUGACCAACUAUGCCAUCAACAAGCAUAAUGAGAACUUUGUGCGGGAUGACAACACGGGAAGCAAGAGGAAGCUGUCCACCCUGAACGCUUGGCUGCGGGAACACGGCUGUGACACGGCUGAGCUGUGGCGGGACAUCGAGGACAUCGUAAUCAAGACGCUCAUUGCUGCCCAUCCGGUUCUGAAGCACAACUAUCGCACUUGCUUCCCCAACCACGUCUCUGGCUGUGCCUGCUUUGAGAUCCUGGGCUUCGACAUCCUCCUUGACCGGAAGCUCAAGCCGUGGCUUCUGGAGGUCAACCAUUCCCCCAGCUUCACCACAGACUCCCGUCUGGACCGGGAAGUGAAGGAUGCCUUACUCUGUGAUGCAAUCAAUCUCAUCAACCUGCGGGCCUGUGACAAGAGGAAGGUGCUGGAAGAAGACAAGAGGCGGGUGAAAGAGCGCCUCCUGCAGCCCCACCAGCAGCCCCGGGAGGCCAGGCGUGAACAGAUGGAGAGCAGCCAGGCCGCCUGGCUGGCCCAAGCAGAGAAGUACGAGAACAGCCACCUGGGCCACUACCGGCGCAUCUUUCCCUCACGUGGCACUGAAAAGUACAGCCCCUUUUUCAAGCACAGUGGAUCCCUCUUCCAAGAGACGGUGGCCUCCAAGGCCAGAGAAGAGUGCGCCAGGCAGCAGCUGGAGGAGAUCCGUCAGAAGCAGGAGCAGAGGGAGAACACAGCUGGGAGGAAGAAACGGGAAGUGAAGGAGAGCUUGCAGGGGGAGUCGGCUGGAGAGAAGUCUCAGGAGAAGAGCAAGGGCAAGGUGGCCCUCACCCGAAUGGCGUACAGCCACAGCAAGACCUGGAACCCCAAGAUGGCCUCCUUGCAGUAUGACAGCAUGACUCCCCAGGCCAUAGUGGAGGAAGAGGAAGUGGAGAGAGUCAAGGCCCUCCUGCGGCGAGAAAACCUCAUCCGGGGACUUGGCAUUGUUGACCAGCUGACCCGCCUGCUGCGCAGCACCGAGCCAAAGCCUGUGGAAGUCCAGAGGCCCCACAUCAACGUCUCUGAAUGCCAGCCCCACUUUCUCCAAGACGUGCUCAACAAUCACAACACCCAGGACCUGAUGACCCUCGUCCCCCUCUCCCUCCUAAGGGGCUCGGCCCAGGAGCUUGGCCGCCAGAUCCUGCAGCAGCAACCCACGGCACGAGUCCAGCUGCUGGGAAACCAAGGCUUCAUCCCAACUAUCCUGGGGGCCCUCUCGGGCCUCGGCCCCCCUCGCCUCGGUGUUGAGGUGAAGGUCGGUGUAUCCUUGAAGCCGACCGACCCGUGGUGGUACCACCCGCUUGGACCAUUUCCUUCCAGCAAGAGACCCCUGAACAUGAGCCCCGGAUCCCUGAAUUGCCUGUCCCACCAUGGAAACGUCGCAGGCACUAUAUACAGCAGCUUCCCCUUCCCGUCUGUUGCAGCUCCGCUCAACCGUGCUGACCUGCAUGGACUGGCCAUCAAUUCAGCUUCAGCCCCCCUCAUACGGCGCGGGAGUCCCCAUCGUUCCACCACGGUGGCCGCUCUGCAUCCCAGCCAAGCCAGCCAUUCUCCCCAAAACCUCCACCUCUGCAGAGCCGUGUUUCCCCUCCAGCUAACAGCAAGUCCUGAGAACGGUUCUGUGCACUUGGGCUGCACCCCUCCCCUGCUCUCUCUGCAAGCCAGGUUCCCUCUGCAGAUGCCAGUUAGCCUGCCCAAGCCUUGGGACAAUUCUUGAAAAGCCCUGUGGGCUGGGAAGAGGUUUCUUUUGUAGCCAACUUUAUAUUAAAGUUUUAUACAGUUC